AUGGAUAUUGAGAUAAAAGAAGAAUUGAAGCGUGCAAAAGAAAAAUUGGAGCAGGCAACAGAAGAAUUGGAUACAUUUAAGAAUAAAAAACAGGACAGGUUAGAUGAGUUGCUACUGAAGAUGGCUAAUGAAGAA
Molecule: messenger RNA, 135 nt
Organism: Funneliformis geosporum
Lineage: Eukaryota; Fungi; Glomeromycota; Glomeromycetes; Glomerales; Glomeraceae
Source: the annotation of a GenBank genome assembly